AUGGAGAAGGGAGAGCUGGGUCCCCUGGAUGAGGUACUGGGCGCGAUAAAGGAGGCCGCGAUUGCCAAAGCCGACAUGUCCGAGGGCUUUGUGAUUGACAGCUAUCCCCGUGAGGUCAGGCAGGGCGAGGAGUUUGAGAAGAAGAUUGGAGACCCCAGCCUUCUGCUGCACAUGGAUACCAAGGCAGAAACCAUGGUGAAGAGGCUGAUUAAGCGCGGCCGCGCUGACGACAACAAGGAGACUGUCGAGAAGCCCCUGGAGCUCUGCUACAAAGCAAUGGACCCCGUGAGUGCUUUUUAUGAAGGCCGUGGAAUAGUCUGGAAGGUGAGCUACGGGGGGCUCUCCAGACCACAUCCAGUAUGUGCAGAGCAGGUGUUGCGGUGUUGCAGGUCUUCUUUAAAAUCCACUGGAGGGCACUGCAGAGCUAUUCUGAGACAAACUUUGUACACGCUCCCGCCGGAAAGAUAGCGCAGCAUUGCCAUAUUAAGGAUCUAACGUCUCAACG
Scleropages formosus (Asian bonytongue) is the source of this 505-nucleotide messenger RNA. Its product is annotated as adenylate kinase isoenzyme 1-like. The record is from RefSeq and is a predicted model, not a curated record. Lineage: Eukaryota; Metazoa; Chordata; Actinopteri; Osteoglossiformes; Osteoglossidae. Gene Ontology annotation, biological process: nucleobase-containing compound metabolic process. Bases 1 to 468 code for a protein of 155 amino acids. Gene Ontology annotation, molecular function: ATP binding; nucleobase-containing compound kinase activity. The transcript is spliced from 3 exons.